Molecule: messenger RNA, 863 nt
Organism: Suillus fuscotomentosus
Lineage: Eukaryota; Fungi; Basidiomycota; Agaricomycetes; Boletales; Suillaceae
Exons: 4
Coding region: 339-635 (98 amino acids)
Source: RefSeq, a predicted model, not a curated record
ACAUAACAAUCAUUUAUUAUUCAUUGUAAAGUUUUCACACCGGUUUACAUCUCUUACAACAACCACAUUGUCAGUGUGACUGUAACGUCGCUUAGACUUAGACUUGUCGUCGCUCUGCUCGGACUUUCCGUCGAUUCCUCUCUUGACUGAAUCCCUCUUCCCCUCCAUUAAUAACCUCCACACAAGUCAAUGUUACCAGUGAUUUGACGUCGAGCACAUGGCAAACGUGACCUUAUGCCUUUCGUUGGUCAAUGGUACAGACAUUCUGAACCAUCCAUUGACAGUGUGUCCAACGAAUAAUCGCAGUUACAGACUGCACCGUCGUGGCCCAAUUCCCAAUGGUGUCCGCGCUACUACUGGUCUUCUCACAUCGCACAGCAACCACCAAACCGUUACCCUUCCCAUGCCACACCCCACCCACACGCAAGGCGCCACUCCCUAGACCACUGCCAAAUGCCUGCGGGAUACCCAUAGCGCCCAACCAGCAUGCCACCUCUCGGUUCCACCCAAGCGCCCUUUACCCAUGUCAGGCCCCAUCAUCGAUCGCCAUUUGGCAGCGGCUAGCACACUUUGCUUGGUGGUCUCUUGUUCGUCACCAAAUAUCUCCCGCACAAGGGCAGGGUUGGACCGGAUGAUGUAUGGCGACCUAUUAGAUGAAGGGAGAAGGUUAGUGAGAGGUAUCGGCAGCAACAGAAGGAUCCAGAAAUGAUGGACAAGCGCCCCAUUCAUUCAAGGGAAAGAUGCAGGGUAUAUUAGGGAGUGGGGGAUUUGGCUUCAGAGGGUUUCCAUUGAGUAUCCGCUCAUACUUGUCUUGUAAUUAUGGUAGAAUAUGACAAUUCAAGAUCUCUAUUAAAAUAUCAAAA